Molecule: messenger RNA, 753 nt
Organism: Colletotrichum phormii
Lineage: Eukaryota; Fungi; Ascomycota; Sordariomycetes; Glomerellales; Glomerellaceae
Exons: 1
Coding region: 87-596 (169 amino acids)
Source: RefSeq, a predicted model, not a curated record
CAAUUCACCAUUACGAACAAGAACAGCCAAUUGCAAAAUAUCAUCAACUACUACCUCUUUGCAUUCAUCAAACAACUAAACUCAAAAUGUUCGCCCAGGCCCUCGUCAAGACAACCCUCCUCGCCGCAGUGGCAACGGCAGCCAGUCUCCCCGUCAGACAAACAACACCCACCUUCCGCCUCGCAGCCAACGUAACCAACUUCGACCUCACGCCCUCCAUCCAGGGCCAAGAGCUCACCUACACCCCAACCCCAGACUGCGCAGCCAACGUCGUCUUCGGGCCAGCCGGCCAGGGUGCCGAGUUCUACGCCAGCGGCAGCACCGUCAACGUCGCGCACCUCUCUGCUGAAGACUCCUCUCCUUCAGCCGGGUUCAUCGUCACACCCGGCGGCACGGCGACGGUGCCGAGCUUGAACACCGUCCAGCUGCAGCGCGGGGCUGGGACAUCCGGUGUCGAGGUCGUCGAUGGGAGUCUGCAGUUUGAGGAUGGGUUCUGGAUGGCGUGUCCUAGGAACGGCAGCGUUGUGCUGAGUUUCAAGAAGGCUGGGCAGAGGACCCUUCUUGGGUGUGCUGAUGUUCAGCUUCUUAGCGUUUAGAAAUACUCGAAAGGCUUGGAGAUGGACUGACUGCAUUGAGUCACGGGUAAUACAUGGCGGGUAUGGCAAAGAGGACAUGGUAUUCAUAAUGUUUGGGUAAUCUUCAUCGCAUUGGUGUAUAUAGACAGGCUGCAUUGACAUCAGGGCUAUACACGAG